Ictalurus punctatus (channel catfish) is the source of this 1294-nucleotide messenger RNA. RefSeq names its product e2f-associated phosphoprotein (gene eapp). The record is from RefSeq and is marked provisional. Gene Ontology annotation, biological process: positive regulation of cell population proliferation. Gene Ontology annotation, cellular component: nucleus. NCBI's taxonomy places the organism in Eukaryota, Metazoa, Chordata, Actinopteri, Siluriformes, Ictaluridae.
CAGCAAAGUUUGGCCUAUUUCUUUAUUUUUCUCUGGAUUAAAACAAGCAAUGAACCGAAAAGAAGAAUAUGAUUCUUACGAGAUUGAGGAACCAAGUGAUGAAGAGAGAGCAUGUAGCAGUUCUGAGGAUGAGCUCGACAUUCUUCUUAACGGAACCCCGGACCAGAAGAAGAAGCUCAUCCGAGAGUACCUGACCGGGGAAAGUGAGUCGUCCAGUGGGGAUGAGUUUGAGAAAGAGAUGGAGGCAGAACUAAGCAGCACCAUUAAAUCUAUGGAGUGCAACUGGACGGCUCCGUGCACUCAAGGUGAGACCUCUGGGGUUAGCGGCAAUACAGCGAACACAGACAGGACGCAGCAAUCUCAACAAUAUGACAACAUAUACUUUGACUCAGAUUCUGAUGAAGACAGCCAAGCUGGUAUCUCCCAGAUCCAGCGAAGAAAGCAGCGCAAUGUACUUACAAAUGACGAGUUAUUAUAUGACCCAGAUGAAGAUGAUCGGGAUCAGGCUUGGGUAGACGCUAAGAGAAAAGAAUACAGGUACAAGGGCCGGAGACGACCAGCGUCAUCUGCACAGAGAAGAAACCAAGCUCAGCCUCUUCCGAGCAGUGAUGCCAUCCUCAACUGUCCUGCAUGUAUGACUACACUAUGUCUGGACUGUCAGAGACAUGAGAAAUACAGGACGCAGUACAGAGCCAUGUUUGUGAUGAACUGUACAGUGAAUAAGGAUGAAGUGCUGAAGUAUAAAGCAGCAAAACAGAAGAAGCAGCGCAGGAAGAAGAGUCGUCAGGACCACAUGGCCACAUCAGCAGAGGCUAAGCCUGAGGCAGAAGCUGAAGCAGGACUGACUGACUCCAGAUUGGGUGGGAUGGAUGAAGAAGAGGUCUAUCACCCAGUCAAGUGUACUGAGUGUUCGACUGAAGUGGCUGUAUAUGAUAAGGACGAGGUCUAUCACUUCUUCAACAUUCUUGCAAGUCAUUGCUGAUGAGAUGCAAAGGACUCCAACACUGAGUGAAUCCAAGCACCUCUUGCUUGUUAAUGAAACACAGUUAAGAAGAAGGGCGUCCUGUCUUUGAAAUGUAUACUCAUGCAUAAUGAUGUAAAUAUCUGUAAAAAAUGUUUUCAUUUUGUUUACCAUGUUUUAAAAAUAUGUAAUGUUUUGUUUUAUUUUUAAACUGGAGUGAUGCAGGACAGACAUUUGAUAUUUCCUAAACUUAAGUGUAAAGUGGUAUUAUUAGCUCACAGAUGGUUCAAACAUGUUUAUUUCUUGCAUUAUUUGAAUAAAUCUUUUUGAGUC